AACGCUUUGUCAUGACAAACAUCGAACGUUUAGCAGCAUAAAAACAUUAACGUUGCUCGAUUGAUGACCCGCUGUUGUGAAGAAAGAACUCCUGCAGAAUUUACGGAUAAACAUCACACAAAGAGCGAGAUUAAUCAAGCAGCUGAAACUAAAGCUGUUGUCUCGGGAUACUGAUUUGGCAUGUUAUGAGCUGAAGGAAGCGGUCACUGUAUGUCAUUCACUUCUCAUCCUCAGUGUUUACCACAGCAGAUUUAAGAGGGAUUAAAUUUCUAGUAAGGUAAGUGCUUCUCGAGUUCUCUAUCCUUGUCAGUUUUACGUUAAGUGUUUGUCUCCGUUUCUCAGCGCUUUGUCCUUAUAAUGCGUAUUAUCAAAGCUCGCAGUUGACACAUGCAUUGAAAACCUUAGUUCAACCGUCGAUAAGUAUGACAGGUCAAGUUCCCAGCUCUUGAGUGUUGCCCUUUCAAGAUUUCCUGUCGAAAAGACGGAACGAAAAGCUCGAACUGUUCUAAUGCUAGUGCAUAACGCAGAAAUUAUAAACCAAUUAGCACUGGCUUGAGGAUUACAGCUGCCCGAUAAUCUAUGCUGUUACGCUAAUUUGAUAAGAAAGCAAAGGGACCGUUCUCAUAUUAGACAUAGCAUGUUAACUUGCGAGCGUGAAGAGGGCUUAGAAAAUCGUCGUUAGAUUUACCCAAAAUAGUAUCUUUUAAAACGUUAAUGCAGUCCUGCCUACAUAUCUAAACAGCAAAAAUGUUUUACAGUGGAAUACUAUUCAAGAUGAACUUUACAACGGCAAAACCAAAUUGGCCUGAUAUGAAUGAGAGUAUAAUUUCUCGGGAGAAAUGGGGAUCAGUUGUACUUCAGUUGUGUUUGUUCUGCCUCAUCGCAGUCGUUGGUUUCGUUGCAAAUGUCCUUGUUCUCAUGGCUGCCUCGCAACUUUGUAAACAUCGGACACAUCGCAGUACAAGAAGUACGUACUAUAUUAUAAACUUGGCAAUUGCAGAUUUGGCAAUUAUCCUAGUUGCGCUACCAACGGAUAUGAUAACGCAUUUCACGUCCUGGCCGUUUGGGGAAUUUCCAUGCAAGUUUUUAUACCCGCUCCGAGAUGUCUUCGUAUUUGUUGCGAUCAUGACAGUGACUGGACUCAGCAUUGAGCGUUAUUGGGUCAUCACGGGCCCAUUUAAAACGAAGCCUAACCCAAAACAUGCGCGUAUCAUCAUUGUCAGCAUAUGGAUCGUUGGAUAUUUAUUCGUCGGCCUACCAAUGGUUUUUGUCAUGCAGCUGAUCGACGAGACAGGAGAUGGUCGGUUUAUUUUCUGUGACCCAGAAUGGAGCAGUAAUACGGAACAAAAGAUACACGUCCUUUUGAGUAUAGCAUGCAUCGUUCUGCCUGCUUGUAUUAUAACGUUCUGUUAUAUCCGUAUCGCUAAGUCGCUACAGCGUUUACAAACACGUCGUACGAGUUUCGUAAGCAGCGAAGGCAAGCCUACGACAUCAGUAUUUUCGCUUGUGGAACAAAGUAAGAAAGUGGCGAAGAUGUUGGUCAUUAUUGUGCUUGCGUUUUGCUGUUGUGUUCUUCCGUUUACUACCUUCGCCCUGGCCGCGCAGUUUGGUGCAGGAGGAGACCACAACCUCUUGUACGCGCUGUUUGUUUCACUGUUUUUUGCACACAGCGCUGUCAACCCCGUCAUUCUGAUUAUCAUGAGCAAAGAGUACCGCUUAGAGGUAGUGAAAAUUGUUCGCGCCUUGCGAGACGUCUGCUGGAAGGCAGAGACUCUUCGCACAUACUUUACACAUUUGAGGGCUCAAACCGACUAUCGCCAGCACCGAAAAGAAAGCGAUAAUCGUGCUCAAUUAGUUGACGCACCCGCUAUAGACGGUGAACCACAGCAGAGAAGUACGGAACUGUAAAUGGAGAAUUGACUAAAGCCCACAGUGGGUCUGUAUUGCAAAUUUAUGACUAUGUAUAUGAUUCAUUGCGCGGACAAUAUGACAUUUUAACUAUAAUAUCAAGCAACUUUCUUUAUAUAUAGCAAUAGGCGCACUAGUUUCGAUUAAGGUGACUUUAUAGAUGGCUCUAUAAACAACUUAUUGAAUGUUUCAAAAAGUUCGGUUGUAUGUAGUUUCGUGUAUUGGUCAAUAGCUGUUCUAUAUAAAGGCAUGUGUAAUGUGCUAACUUCUAUCGAUCUUAAAACACCACUCUCUGUGGCUAUGCACGAGUAAUUGAUUGAGAAAUUGCGUAAAUUAUUCGUUUAAACCGCAAUGGGUUUUGUUAAAUUAGCGGAUCAUUAGAUUUUUAAAAAGAAUGUAGCAAAUUUUAACAAAAUCAGUAGGUGCAUGUGAUAACGUUAUAAAUUUCUCUAAAAUAGAAACACUUUCGACGAUUACAUGUGAUGUCAUAUACUUAACCACUAACAACAUUUAGUGAUUAUUUCAGAAGAGAACGCAUGAAAUUGGAAUAUAAGCACAGGUUUUACGAUUUCACAAUUUUCGACCGAAUAAACAAAGUUACGAUUUUCAUUUUUUUAUAAAGUAUUAUGAAAGAUGAGAAAUUCCAAUGCCAAUGACGAAUAAUUCCCACCGUGGCCAAGCAUAUUUUUCAAGCAUGCCCGGUGUGGAUAUACACUCAGUCUCAGAGUAACAUCACAAGCAUCAAUUAUUCAUAAAUUUUAAAUUCGGUUUAUUUUGAAUUUGAAUGAAAAGUUAUUUCGAUGCGUGCUGUUUUAAUAUACACAAUAUCUGUGUGCCUGUAACUUUCUUUUGUAACCUUAUUAAAUUUAAAGGGAUAAUUUUAAAAAACCCAAAAUUAAUUGAAAAUUGCCAAUUUCUCAUGAAAUAUUACUCAGGAGUAGCUAUGGUGACAUAUAUGACAAAGGAAUUUAUUAUUGUGCAAUAAAAUAGCGCAAAUUUAAUCGCGAUUUCUUUCAUAUAUCAAUACAUGCGGUAAAACUCAAUAUCACCGCAAAAUCACACGCGGUACAGUGAGUCCGAUACAAAAUGAGUAGAGCACAUUGCCUUUCAGAUCGUGCUACGGACCACAGCAUAACGGGGAAAAUGCACCGUCACACUCCGUGAAUGCAAAAUCGACAAAUCAGGCAUAUCAUUUAUCGAAAGUUACAUGUUUCAUAAAUGGGCUUAUUGCAUGAGACAUAUCAUGGGACUGCCAAGAUGACAAGAUAAUAAUUGGCACUGUGUGCACAAAUACACGCCAACUAAUUCGAUUUAUUAAACUCGCAAAAAGCGCUUAGCACUGCAUGUCUGUAAGCUAUUCAGUACAGUACAUAUGUAUAUAUUUGUAUAUUAUAUGCCAUAUAGAAGAGAAUAUAUCUUACUUUAGUUCAGCAGCGUCGGUGUGUAUACAAUACUGAUAUACUAUUCUACAAGAAAAAUAUUAAAAUAAUGGUUUGAGCGAAGGAGUUUAAUUGAAAUUUAAUCAGUAGAAAUGUCAAAGUCAUGCAUGCUUUUUCUGGCUGAUGGGAAUCAACAUCCAGCGCAUUCGUGAAACAAUAUAAUUGUUACAAGUACAAAGUGAAAUAGGAGUCACUACGAAUUCAUUAACUUAUAGCCGAAAAAAUCGUGAGAAAUUGGAAGAAAUAGUUUUGCCAUAAACAUGCAGCGUGGAAUCUGUAUGGUAUACGUAGCCGGCCAUUGUUGUUUAAAAGAGAGAACUUCUAUUUUUAUAUGUAAAUAUUUCCUGCAUGUUAUCAAAUAUAGUUAAAAUGCAAAUAGUUCUAUUAUGAAGACACUUAUUACCUAUAGGCAUGCAAUAAGAAUGAAAACUAAUAUUUCCCGAAAGAUUAAUAUUCGUGGAUUGUUUUAACUGGAUUCGCCUCAAAAAUUCAAAAUACGUCCCG
Molecule: messenger RNA, 3851 nt
Organism: Paramuricea clavata
Lineage: Eukaryota; Metazoa; Cnidaria; Anthozoa; Malacalcyonacea; Plexauridae
Source: the annotation of a GenBank genome assembly